This is a messenger RNA of Fusarium subglutinans, 1062 nucleotides long. RefSeq names its product glucanase. Gene Ontology annotation, biological process: cell wall organization; carbohydrate metabolic process. The record is from RefSeq and is a predicted model, not a curated record. Bases 1 to 1062 code for a protein of 353 amino acids. Gene Ontology annotation, cellular component: extracellular region; cell surface; fungal-type cell wall. NCBI's taxonomy places the organism in Eukaryota, Fungi, Ascomycota, Sordariomycetes, Hypocreales, Nectriaceae. Gene Ontology annotation, molecular function: 1,3-beta-glucanosyltransferase activity; glucan endo-1,3-beta-D-glucosidase activity. The transcript is spliced from 3 exons.
AUGUCGAUGAAACGUUUCUUCACUUCGGCGGUUGCCAUGGCGGCGGUUGUUUCUGCUGUUCCUGUUGCCCGUCCGCUCGAGAAGCGAGAGCCUGUUACGACUAUUACUCUGACUUCGGCCUCUACCUACACCGCAACUAUCGCUCCUGCUACCCCUGUCACCCCUACAGGAACUGCAGCUUACCCAGAAACUACAGCUCCUCUUUCUGGUAGCCCCAAGCCCUCUAAGAACGGCCAGCCUGACGGUUCUAAGCUCCCUGGUGUCGCAUAUGCUCCCUACCGAGGCGAUCACCAGUGCAAAUCCAAGCACGAGAUCCAGCACGAUAUUACGCAGCUCGCAGCUGAUUUUUCAGUCCUUCGUAUCUAUGGCACCGACUGUGACCAGGUCGCCAAUGUCUACUCAUGCGCCAAGGGUAGCGGCAUGAAACUGUUCCUCGGUAUCUGGAAUAUUGACGAUGUUCAGACUGAGGCCAAGACCAUCAUCCGUGCAAUUGAUGACUGGGACGUUGUCGACACCAUCAGCGUUGGCAAUGAACUUGUCAACAACGGAGCUGCCACCCCAGCAAAGGUCAUCGCCGCUGUCAAGCAGGCUCGUGAGAUCCUCCGUGCCGCAGGCUACCAAGGUCCUGUUGUCACAGUUGAUACAUUUAUUGCUGCAAAUGCUAACCCUGAGCUUUGCAACGAGAGUGACUACUGUGCUAUCAACGCUCACGCCUUCUUCGAUGCCAACACUUCUGCUGAUGAAGCUGGCCAGUGGCUCUCCAACACUGUUGAGGACCUUCGAUCCAAGAUUUCUGGCGACAAGCGUAUCGUUAUUUGCGAGACUGGCUGGCCUACAAAGGGCAACAGUAACGGCAAGGCUGUUCCCGGUAUGAGCCAACAGAAGGCUGCGCUUGACUCUAUCAAGCAGGCAUUUUCCAGUCAUAUGGGAGACCUGAUCCUCUUCUCUGCCUUCAACGAUCCUUGGAAGAAGGCCGAGGCUGCAACUUUCAUGGCCGAGCAAUGGUGGGGUAUCGAAGGCCAGGACUCAGUUUCCAACAAGGACCCGUCGUCUUCUGACUAG